AGAGGAAGAUGGCGGCAGACAGGCAGGCUGAGCUGUAGGCAACGCUUAACCAGGUUUAGCAGGCAGAUAAAACGAACGACUAAAGCGCCUGUAAUGCGGAUUCUCACCACUAUCCUUUAAUACUUUACUCCGAAGGAAAAAGGACACUAAUGGCGCUGCUGUACGGCUUGUUAUGGCGGGUCUUGCUGGUUCUGGUCCACGUCAACAGAGCGCUCGUCUCCUGGCUCCGUGUCCGGCUGCGGAGCUGGAAGGGCCGGCUGUGGGAGCGGGCGAUGGCCGCUCUGCUACUGCCUUUAGCCCUGGCUGGGUUAUCGGACCAUCAGAAGAAGUUAAAUCAUAACCCUGAUGCUAACGCUAACCCGGUAACUGGAAACCGCACUGCCAGUCGCCGGUCACGGUGGCUGUCUGACGGCAGGUCUCUGGAGAAGCUGCCGGUCCACGUCGGCCUAUUGGUAGCGGAAGAAGAGCCCAGCUAUACGGACAUAGCAAACCUGGUGGUCUGGUGCAUGGCUGUCGGUAUAUCGUAUGUCAGCGUCUAUGAUAAUCACGGUAUUCUUCGGAAGAACAACUCCCGCCUGCUGGAGGAGAUAGUAAGGCAGCAGCAGGACUUGCUGGGUGUAGACGGAUCCAAAUACAGUGUGGAGUUCCUGAGCAAUGGCAGUGAUAAACACCAGCAGCACGUGGUUUCCUGCAGGCCCGCAGUGAAAGUGUUGUCUCCAGAGGACGGGAAGCAGAGCAUUGUCCAGGCAGCGCAGCAGCUCUGUCGCUCUGUGGAGAACAAAGAGAGGAGCUCCAAAGACAUCAGCGUCUCCGUGCUGGACAUCCUGCUCCGAGAGUCCAGGAACAUCCCAGACCCUGAGCUGGUGGUGAAGUUUGGUCCUGUGGACAGCACACUGGGCUUCCUGCCCUGGCACAUCCGACUCACUGAAUUCAUCUCCCUGCCCUCCCACAGAAACGUCUCCUAUGAGGACCUGUUGGGUGCCCUGCAGCGGUACGGCGCCUGUCAGCAGAGGCUCGGCCAGUGACGAGCAGGCCGCCGUCAGCUUCUUCACGCAGGAACGAGUGUGGGCUGCGCAGUCAGAGGAGAGUUUGGACAGGCGGCGACCCCUCCACGCCUCGCCUCGCCGCGUCCCGCACUACUCCUCUCCCCAACUCUGUCCGUCUCCUGGAUCCCUAACAGACUAAGACAGCUCAAAGACGAGGAAACCGGGAGAAAUAGCCAGCAAGCUCACUUCCUGCCACCAGUUCUCGUCCUCUAAUAAACUCACAUUCCAGGACUUCUGGAAAAUGCUCUCCAAGCCAUCAGAGACACACACUGACACGAGAAGACUGUCUGUCUGCAGAGACUCGGUGUUCCACAGACCCUGUUCUGUCCUCUCGGACCCUCUGGCAUUCAGGCUCCAGCUGCUGUUUACUGCUGAAGAACAAAGAAGAAACCAGGCUUUGUGCCCAUCCUCUUGAGGCGUCCUGAGAAAGACAGCUGCAUUUUAGAAGCUCAGCUACCAACAGCACAUGAGCUGAACAGCGGAAGUUGAGCUUAGGGACAGAGUGCUUAAUAAUGUGUAAAUAUGAGAAAUUCUUGUGGCUGUGUGUUUGUCCCUGUGGCCUCCAGCUUGCAGUCAUGUGUUCAUGUGUUCAUGUGUAUUGUUGCUACAGAGGUUUGCUUAUGGCUCCUGUUAGACUGACCAAGCUCUGAAAUAAAGACAUGCACUGUC
Siniperca chuatsi (mandarin fish) is the source of this 1715-nucleotide messenger RNA. It is a transcript of the gene nus1, whose product is annotated as NUS1 dehydrodolichyl diphosphate synthase subunit. The record is from RefSeq and is a predicted model, not a curated record. The coding region runs from base 150 to 1025 and encodes 291 amino acids. Gene Ontology annotation, cellular component: endoplasmic reticulum membrane; dehydrodolichyl diphosphate synthase complex. The transcript has 5 exons. Gene Ontology annotation, molecular function: ditrans,polycis-polyprenyl diphosphate synthase [(2E,6E)-farnesyl diphosphate specific] activity. NCBI's taxonomy places the organism in Eukaryota, Metazoa, Chordata, Actinopteri, Centrarchiformes, Sinipercidae.